Molecule: messenger RNA, 1209 nt
Organism: Clonostachys byssicola
Lineage: Eukaryota; Fungi; Ascomycota; Sordariomycetes; Hypocreales; Bionectriaceae
Source: the annotation of a GenBank genome assembly
AUGAAGUAUAUUACGAUCGAAGGUCGUAAUGCCGGCGCCUGUUGGGUCGAGGACCCAUACAAUCUCCAACCCGGGCCCGCGCCAGGAGCCCUCUCCAUUCUAGCAACCUUGCUCAGGGAUAUUGAGGCUGUGUUCGUUCACCACAAGAUGAGCAUCAGCGCCUCCGAGGACCCGGACCGGAUUGCCGAAGAUCUCGAGAUGACCGUCGACACCCCCCAGCCGGCCUCCUUCGUCCCUGAAUUCGUCGAAAGCUUAUCCACGCCGAGUCUCCCCCAAGGAGUGUGUCUGCACUGAUCCCGCCGAUGGGUGACAUCGAGAGGAUUGCCCAAUGCCUAAGUAUGUGGCAGGGCAAUCCUCGAGGGCAACAUGGACCCUAUCGCACGACUCUAGAGUACUUCACGUCAACCGCAGAGCGGCACAUCGACUUAAUCGCUGAUGGCCAGUUAUAUCCGGAAUACGCCAAAGAAGCCUUCGCCUUCUACACCCUGCUGCGAGAUCAAGCCGCCCCGGUCCUGGCCAAUCGAUCCGGAGACGAGAGAAAGUUUUGGGUUGCCCAACGCCUAAGUAUGUGGCAGGGCAACCCUCGAGGACGGCACGGACCUUCCAGUACGCCUCUCCAGUACUUUACCUCGACAGCAGAGUGGCAUCUUGAGCUAAUCGCUGAUGACCAACUGUACCCCGAGUAUGCCAAGGAAGCCUACGUCUUCUAUAAGCUGCUCCGAGAUCAAGCUGCCCCAGUCCUGGCGAAUCGAUCCGGAGACGACCCGAAGUUUGGGGUUGCCCAACGCCUAAGUAUGUGGCAGGGCAACCCCCGAGGAUCCUUCAGCCACCUCCCAGCCGAGCUGAUCGACUCCUUCGUCCAAAACGAGUACGACACUCUCAAGUGGCUUUUUAAAACCGGCAUACCUGUUGUCGAAGCUUACGGAUACGGUCUUGCCAGUGACCCAUCCAACCUCGUGGGCGUUAGUUACAUCUUCCUGUGUGUCAUGCCAGGCAAGCCAAGGCUGUGUUCGUACACAACAAGUUGAUAUCCCUGGCCGAACUCACCGGUCCAAGCUGACUUCGGCGUUUAAGAAUGUUACUCGUCGCUUCAGAAUCGACAAGUUCCCUAUUAAUGCUGUUUGGUUUUUCAUCUGCGCCGUGGACGGCGAGAAGGCGGUCGUUUAUGCCGACUACAAUCACAGCCCGAGAGGAUUGCCCAACGCCUAA